GUCAGUUCCUUGGGCCCCACCUUUGCCCCAGCUAGAGAUGGCACAGUGGCACCGUUCCAGAAUGUUCUAGAAUCCCCAACUGUUCUGGAACACGCUAGAAUCUCCAGCAAAGAGUUGGAACCAGGAUCGUAGCAUUCGGAGGCCUUCGCAGCCUCAGUGGGGCCGGCCCCCGUCCGCCACUCGCCAGCAGGCCUCAUGUGGAUGCUGGCGUUAGGUGGGGUUUUCCUGGCCACUGCCCAGGCCUGUGUCCUCUGCCACCUCUCAGCCCGUGACUUGUCGGGCCGCCUGGCUCAACUCUGCAGCCGAGUGGAGGUUCUGUGGAAGGAUUGUGGGGCCUCCUGGAGCUUCCCGGCCUUUGCCUUAGAUGAGGCGUCCAUGAACAAAGUCAUAGAGAAGACUCACAGAGUCCUGAGGGUCAUGGAGAUCAAAGGGUCUCUCUCCUCCCUCCCCUUGUAUUGGCGUUGGCUGCAAAACACCAAGCUCCCCGCGUACACCAGGGAAGGUACUGAUGCGGGCAGGGAGGGGGUGCCGGGGCUCUCGGCAAAGGGGGCGUGGCUGAGCGGCUCCCCUCCCCCACCCUCCUUGUCUUCGGUUUCAGCUCUCUGCGCGCCCGCCUGCCGUAAGUAGAAGAGGACAGAGUAGUGAGGACAGGGGC
Messenger RNA from Leptonychotes weddellii (Weddell seal), 655 nucleotides. The record is from RefSeq and is a predicted model, not a curated record. Lineage: Eukaryota; Metazoa; Chordata; Mammalia; Carnivora; Phocidae.